UACAAAAAGACACCGCAGAGAGAAACAGUUGGUGGGUUGUUCCGCUAUGGUUCACAGGCCAGAACGGUAGUAGUCACAUGGUCUGGUACUUGGCAUUCUGGGAAACAAACAGAGCGGUGUCUGGUGUAUGAAGAGCAUUCAGCCUCCACAGACGGUACUAUUGUGGCCAAAACAACAAAUAAGACGCAGCUGGCUAUCAGACUGACGGCGGCGCUCCGGUUGUCACUUUGCCCCGGGAAGAAUACCGGUGAAAGCGCCCGUUGGAAAGGAUUUACGGGACUUUGUACAGGCAAGCAGCUAGCCAAGUGGAGUCAAUCUCAGUGGACUAGCAACUCGUUGCAAGGUUUUACGCCAAAUAGGACAGACGAGUCGCAGAAGUUGGAGUCUUGCACGGAUUUAUCUCUGGACCGUUUCGUAAUGAUACGAAUUGUAGGCUUGAUCUGAUGUUUUUAGCAAUACCGUGACUUUCUGGUCAGUUUGUUGCCUUUCCUCGGCUUGCCAGAUUUCCAUCGACCGAUUCUUUUGAACGCAGGGAUUUUGUGACGAUACCUGCCGUGAGUAAUUUAUGGCGUUUUCCUCCUAUUCGAGGCGAUGUGAAAACGUUUUUCAUAAGUCAUUGGACUGGCAUGUCUCCCAAUUGGUGUACCCAAGAUAAAGAACUGUCACACUGGACGAUACUUCUUAUAAUGGCAACCCAGAUUGGAAUAAUUUCCUUUUGAAGCCCAUGUAAACAGUUGUCCUCUGUGCUGAGAAAUAGAAAUGGGUCCCCAACACAGAAGACAUCGAUAACCAUUCUCACUGUCAGCACGUUACCCUAAUUAUCUUUCUCAGUUGUCAUUAUUUAUGUUCAAGCGUCGUCGUUUCUUCAAGGGAAACGGUGACAUUCAAGUUACAACGCACUUCUUCAAUCUGAGCACCACCAGUCAGAGCGACAGUCCAUCUUCCUGAGACUCCGUUGUAGGGCAACCAUGUGGGGCGCAGGGUCGACACCAUCCCUCCAUGUCGUCCUAAAGGUCCUGAAACACGCUGCGGUCAAAGGACAAAUCCAGCUGAACCGCUGGCUCCAGAGAUCCUCCCCGGACGAGUGCAAUAAAAUUGACAUCCUGAUAUGCAACGCCUUUGACGAGAGAGGAGGCGCCGUUGGCAAGUCUGACGGAGACCUGGAGAGCAUCAUUGACACUGGCAUGUCCUUCACCGGUGGCGGCGCCACCAACGGAGAGUUCAGACACCCGUGUUGUAUUACCACGUGUUGCUUCAAGAGCGCCCUCAUGGCAUGCAUUCUGACAGCUGUCUGCUUCUCCUCCGUGGCUCUAGUCAGACAGCACCUCAAGGACCUUCUGCUCUGGGUGGAGAGCUUGGACAGCCUGGUUGGAGCCAUGCUGUUCAUAGUUGGUCUGAUCAUUGUGUCCUUCCCGUUCGGCUGGGGUUACAUGGUGCUGAACGUGGCUGCGGGGUACCUCUAUGGCUUUGUGCUGGGUAUGGGACUGGUGAUGGUCGGGGUGCUCGUUGGGACCUUCGUGGCUCACCUGGUGUGUAAGAGACUGUUGACGGACUGGGUGGUCAACAAGGUGGGGAACUCUGAGCAGCUCAGUGCUGUGAAACGGGUGGUGGAGGGGGGGAGUGGACUCAAAGUGGUGGCCUUAGCGAGACUCACGCCCAUACCGUUUGGACUCCAGAAUGCAGUGUUUUCAAUCACAGACGUGUCGUUGCCAAACUACCUGGUGGCGUCGUCAGUAGGCCUGCUGCCCACACAGCUUCUAAACUCCUACCUGGGCACCACGCUGCGCACCAUGGAGGACGUCAUCGCAGAACAGAGCGUCAGCGGAUACUUUGUCUUCAGCCUGCAGAUCAUCAUCAGUAUAGGCCUGAUGUUCUACGUGGUCCAUCGGGCCCAGGUGGAGCUGAAUGCGGCCAUCGCUGCCUGUCAGAUGGAGCUGAAGACAUCACACAUGAACGGCACUUCCACCAAUCACAGCGGCUUCACCUACUGCAGCAAGAGGGCGUCGGCCGGGGGUGGGAUCAUCAACGUGGUCUGAUAAAUGUCUCAAAACCCUGAUUGGACACGAGCGACCGGGAUCGAACUGAACACUGAUUGGCCAGUGGAGCAGUUCUGGUAUCUGAUAGGAACUGCCUUCCACGGUGAGGAGUCGGGAGUGAAGAGGACCUACCAAAUAGGGGUGCUGAUUGUGUGGAUCUAUGGGGCUUGUAGCUGCAGCUGAGGGGUGUUUAGGCAGGUACGGUGGUGUUAGCAUCAUGGACUAUGCAGCACAGCUCAACCAUUCAGAUGUCAAUGAGAUCAAUGGGUUCUGUUCUACAGUGUGGGACCAGGGGCUAUGCUAUAUGUUCAACUCAUUUCCAAUGGUUCAGCGGUACAGUACAGUACGGGGGCUUUUCUAUUGAUUUUGUCCUUUUCACUACCAGCGUUCCCCCAAACCCCAAGGGGGGGGGCACGAUUUGGUUUUUUGCCCUAGCACUACA
This is a messenger RNA of Coregonus clupeaformis (lake whitefish), 2478 nucleotides long. RefSeq names its product transmembrane protein 64. The coding region runs from base 969 to 2036 and encodes 355 amino acids. Lineage: Eukaryota; Metazoa; Chordata; Actinopteri; Salmoniformes; Salmonidae. The record is from RefSeq and is a predicted model, not a curated record. The transcript is spliced from 3 exons.